Molecule: messenger RNA, 2744 nt
Organism: Megalops cyprinoides (Indo-Pacific tarpon)
Lineage: Eukaryota; Metazoa; Chordata; Actinopteri; Elopiformes; Megalopidae
Product: semaphorin-4F-like
Exons: 14
Coding region: 543-2744 (733 amino acids)
Biological process (GO): negative regulation of axon extension involved in axon guidance; neural crest cell migration; axon guidance
Molecular function (GO): chemorepellent activity; semaphorin receptor binding
Source: RefSeq, a predicted model, not a curated record
CUUCGGUGGGCGGAGUGUCGGAGCUGCGAGCGAAUCCAGGCAGUAAACCGCGACCUGUUGCGCGUUCGGAGUCGCGACCGGGGCACAGUGUAGAUAUUCGGCAAUAUUUACGCAUCUUAACAGCUGGCUACGAUUCACAAAAAAGGCAAAGACAGUAAGAAUCCGAAGGACAUGUGUCACGUAGAUUAAAACAACAAGAUUAUAUCUAUGCAUAUUUCUGGCGGUCGUAUAUGGCUUCAGGAGUUUACCGACAAACUUCAGUUAUAUUUUCAGCACUUUCUUUUUUUAAUUGGCUCCUUGUCGUUUCCGAACAAGUCGCUUGUGAGCUGUUUAAACCACUCGAGUUGGGGCGCGACUGUUCCGAAUGAAUGAAUAUGCGAUUUGGUGGAAUUGCUGAUUUUUUAAAGGAUUAAUCACGCAGUUGCGCUUAAACGGCGGCUGCUCGUGUUCCGGCGGUUCAGAGCAGACUACCGUCGACAGGAGCCGAGCUGAUGCGGGGCGGCCGGUGAAAUCCGACCCGACAGGUUUCUGAUCUAAGGAACAUGCAGGCGAGCAGGAGCGCCGUCGCGUCCGCGUUUCUGUGCUGCUGUCUCCUCAGCCGGUGCGGGGCCGCGGCUUUCGACGGCUACGGAGAUGCGAUACUGGGCCCGCUGCAGUUCCCAGGUGUGUGGAACAUCAGCUCCGCCCUGCUGAGCGCAGCGUCAGGUACGCUGUACCUGGGUGCCCGCGACAUGCUGCUGUCUGUGGACGCUGCCAGUCUCAGCAGCAAGCAGGAAGCGAUAGUGUGGAAAGUUCCAGAAGAGAAGAGACAGAUCUGCAUGAACAAGGGGAAAACAGAGGCUGAUUGCCAUAACUACAUCCUUGUGCUGGAGUUUGUGGAGAAGGACAGGAUUUAUGCAUGUGGAACCUAUGCCUUUGAUCCACAGUGCGCCUUCAUCAACACAGUGGAUUUCUCUCUGCAGAGGGGGGCAGGAGGAGCCGUGAGGAUGGAGUCAGGGAAGGGAAAGUGUCCCUUUGACCCCAGACAGCGUCAUACUACUGUCAUGGCAGAUGGAGUUCUGUACAGCGCCACCACCAACAACUUCAUGGGCACAAUGCCCCUCAUCUCCCGGGCAACAGGCCCUGAGAAGGAGCGGAUUCGCACCGAGGAGUCCAGCAGCUGGCUGAGCGAGCCUGAGUUUGUUAGUGCAGCGUUGGUUCGGGAAAACGCAGCUGGAGAUGAUGAGAAGAUCUACUUCUUCUUCAGUGAAGUGGCGGAGGAGUACGACCUCUACAUGAAGGUCAAAACGGCCAGAGUGGCCCGAGUCUGCAAGGGUGAUGUCGGAGGGAUGAAGGUCUUGCAGAAGCGCUGGACCUCCUUCCUGAAGGCGGGGCUUGUGUGUGAGGAGGGGCGUGGCCAGCGCUAUAACAUCCUGACUGACCUCUACACCGUGACGCAGCCAGGAGAGCCCAGCAGCACACACUUCUACGGCCUGUUCACCUCACAGUGGGCUGGUGAGCUUGUGUCAGCAGUGUGUGUGUACAGCGUCGCUGAUAUCAGUAAGGUGAUGGAGGGACCCUUUAAACAGCCGAAGAGUUACUGUGAGCACUCAUCCAUCCUGAGUGUCCCCAAACCGCAGCCAGGACAGUGCAUCACCAGCGCCCUAAAGGAGGAGGGGUUUAAGUCCUCUCUCAGUCUGCCUGACGAUGUUCUCUCCUUCGUGAGAGACCACCCUCUGAUGGAGAACAGUGUGGUUGCAGCGCCCCUCCUGGUACAGAGGGGAAUUACAUACACCAAGCUGGCUGUCACUCUGAUGCCCCAGAGCAACGACACCAUCCUGCACCUAGGCACAGAUGGAGGAGAGCUGCACAGAGUCUCAGUGGUGGGUCAGGCUGUCACCCUUCUCCAUGAGAUCCCACUGUUUAGUGAACCUGUGACCAAGCUCCUGCUAUACCAGGACCAGCUCCUGGUUGGCUCUGCUCUGUCUCUGGCGGGGGUCCCAGCAGAGGGGUGUAGCCUGCAUCCCAGCUGCAGCAGCUGUGCCCGGGGACUGGGCUGUGCAUGGAGAGAGGGGGCCUGUGUCUCCACCUCAGAGGGGCUCUCCCUGGCUGACAGCUCUGGAGAUGCAGCUCAGUCAUGUGACUCAGAGGAAGGGAUGUGCGCCCCGCAGGUGAGGGAGCUGCAGGUGAGGGCGGGGCUGCGUGUGCUGCUGCCGUGUGCGCAGGUGUCCCCCCGGCCCUGUUUUUGGACGCACCCCCCGGACAGGCACACGCAUCAGUAUGGGGGGGACCUGGCGGUGACUGUGAGGCAGGAAACUCAGGGCUCCUACACCUGCGUGUGCAGGCAGGGGGGCGAGGCGGGUGCUCCCUGCCCCCGCGCGUCGUACCGGCUGACCCUGCAGGCCCCCAGCGCGGGUGCAAGCCGACGCCCGCUGGGUCUGUACCUGGCCUGUCUGCUGCUUGGCCUGCUGCUUGGGGCCUUUCUCAUGUGCUGCUGCCAGACGCAGCGCUCCAGUCCUGAUCACGCCUCACACGGCCACCACACAGACACGCCCCACCGCACAGACACACCCCACCGCACAGACACGCCCCACUGCACAGACACGCCCCACUGCACAGACACGCCCCAGAAUGCAGACACGCCCCAGUGCAGAGACACGCCCCAGUGCAGAGACACGCCCCAGUGCUCAGACACGCUCAGGUCCUCAGACCUGCUGGUGGAGACCAUCACUCUGACAGAGAAGCACAACAAGACCCUGAGCUGA